AUAAAAAUUAUAUAAAAAAAAUAAAUAAAUUAAAAAAUAGUAAAACAAUAUUAUUAUUUUUCAUUCAUUCUUUAAUUCAGCAUAAAUAAAGACAAUUAAUUUACUAUGGAGCUUGUUCUAACCUAAAAGCAAAUCAGAAAAUCAUUUGAAAACAUUAAAAUGAACCCAAAUUUAGAAGAGGAGCGCAAAAAGUGUUCAAUUAAUGUUUUCGAGCUAGCUAGUUUCCUUCACUCUAACACAGACUCUUUAGACUAAUUCUUGCUUAUAUAAAAGAUGUUUGAGGAAGACCCUCUCUUAAAAUUCAAACCUGAGGACAUUGGAGCUUCUACUGAAAGAACUCAUAUUUUAAUUGCUUAGAGAAAUGCAUGUAUCAGCAAAAUUCUUAAAGCUGAAAAAAACAUUUGGAUUGAAAAUUACAUUAAUUGUAUGGUUGAUUUGCCAGUUUCAAGUAGUGUUCAUAGCAGUGUCUGCAUUCCAUACUUAAAGCUUCUUGCAAGUGAUGAGUAAUUAGCAACAAUAUUACCUAAGGCUGAAGCAUUCUAGAUAUAAAUUUGUUACUGUUCUGCUGAAUUAGCUCAUGGAUCAGACUUAAACAGUGUUUAAACAGAAGCUCAUUAUGAUGAAUAAACUGAUGAAUUUAUCAUCAAUACUCCUCAUCACGGAGCAACAAAGUGGUGGAUAGGCGAUUAUGGAAAGCUAGCAACACAUGGAAUUGUGUUCUCUCAAUUAUUUGUAAACAAAGUAAAACAAGGAGUUGCUGCUUUCCUUAUACCUAUUAGAAAUACUUCCUAAUAAGCAUAACUUCUACCAGGUAUUGUAGUAGGAGAUGUUGAAACUAAGCAUGCAGGUGCAUAAAAUGAUAACGGUUUCGUUAGAUUUAAUUAGCUGAGAGUCACUAAAGAAAGUUUACUCUAAAGGUAUAUUACUCUAAACAAAAAAGGAUAGGUUUAACUAUAAGAAAACAAAAAGAUUUUGCUUUCCAACAUGAUAUAGAAAAGAAUAGGACAUGUAUUAGAAUUAGGUCUACUAUUGGCUCAAGCUUCUACUAUUGCAGUUAGAUUUAGUUUAGUUUAAGAUAGAUAUUAUAACGACUAAUUUGGAACAAAGUAUAUCAAGAAUUUAGAUUAUUAGGUUAUUUAAUAGAAAGUUCUUCCUUAGCUUUCUCAAUCUUAUUUAAUUCUUUUGACUUGGUUUGAAAUGAAAAAUCUCUCAUAAAGAAAUAUUGAAUUAUGCUAAAAAGGAGACUUUUCUAUUUCCAGUGAAGUAAAAGCUAUUUCAAAUGGCUUAAAGGCUCUUACAUCUAGAUUGUCCUAUAUUGGUGUAGAAAAUUUAAGAUAGGCAUGUGGUAACGUUGGACUUUCCUAAUACUCAGGAUUCAAUCAAAUUUUAUCUAAGAUUUCAUCUUUCCCUCUUUAUGAGGCUGAUUCCGUCAGCUUAUAAGAAUAUACAGCCAAGUUCCUUUAAAAGAAAUUGAAAGAUAAAAACGACGAAUCUCCCUUUACUAAAUUUUUAAAUCAUUAAAGAGUUUAAUCUAAGUGCAAUUUACUGAGUGAGCAUGAAUAUGAAGAUCUUACAAAUCUUUUGUUUAUUUUGGAGCAAAGAGCUCAAUUUUUGGCUUUAACCCUUUAGAAAAAGAUUGAAUAAUAAGAAAUUGCCAACAAAACAAAAUAAACCAGUCUUGAAUCAACUGAAAGCUUGACAGCUGAAUUGUCUGAUGCUUUCACAGAUACAGUCUUAUUAAGAUCAUUCAAGAAAAGAAUUACCAAGAUAAACUAAGGCUAAUUCGAUAUAAUUGAAUCAUUCAAGUCUAUGGGUAUCAUUUAUGCCUUAGGAAGAAUAAUAAAUACCGUUUCUGAUUAUAUUUAAUAUGAAUACAUCUCUGUUAAAUAGCUCAAAUUAAUUAAUUAAGUGUAUAAGAAGCACUUACUAAAGCUAAGAGCUAAUGCAAUUGGUUUAGUAGACUCAUUCUCUCUUUCAGAUAACUCUAUUAAAUCAGCUAUCGGAGUUUUUUCAGGAUAAGCCUAUGAAACACUUAACGAUUGGGUUUAAAAUAAGAAUCCUAAUAACUCAGAAGAUGAAAAGAGAAUAGUUAAUAGUGCUAUUGUGCAAGCAAGAUCUUAAUUAAUUUAAUAAUAACCAAAGUUUUGAACAAAAUAAACUUGAUAUUUCCUUCUAUAUUAAUAAAUAAUAUAAAUUUAAUUAGUUUCUGUA
This is a messenger RNA of Tetrahymena thermophila SB210, 2211 nucleotides long. RefSeq names its product peroxisomal acyl-CoA oxidase. The record is from RefSeq and is a predicted model, not a curated record. Gene Ontology annotation, molecular function: FAD binding; fatty acid binding; acyl-CoA oxidase activity. The transcript has 5 exons. Gene Ontology annotation, biological process: lipid homeostasis; fatty acid beta-oxidation using acyl-CoA oxidase. Lineage: Eukaryota; Ciliophora; Oligohymenophorea; Hymenostomatida; Tetrahymenidae. Gene Ontology annotation, cellular component: peroxisome.